AUGGCGCCUCUGGGUGCUCUUGCCGUCAGCCUUGUCUCCCCAAUUGGGUGUCCGCCCAAGUGCGUCGGUGACUCCGUUUCGGGGGCCAGGACUCCGUCGGCUCCGUUCAGGGUGACAAGCCCCGCUCCCGUCGCACUUCGCCCUCUGGCGCGUCUUCCCCUGAAGCGCCAUUCGCGGCUCCCCGCCACAUCAUGUUCCGCCGGAGGAUCGCCGCGAGGUGCCGCGGCGGAGACGAGCCGGAGCGCCGGUUCCGCCGGGAGCACCUCUAGCAGCGCGGGUGACACGCACCGCAGCCGCAGCGACAGGAGCGGCAGUGGCGGCAGCAGCAAUGGCGGCGGCAGCGGCUCGUCGUCGUCGUCGUCGUCGGUGCCGUCGCCCUUCGCAUUCGUGGGCCUGGACUACUACCAAAUCCUCGGCGUGCCCGUCGGCGCGCCUCCCGCCGACAUCCGGCGCGCGUACCGCGCGCUGCAGAAGAAGUACCACCCCGACAUCGCGGGCGCUCAGACGCACGAGAUGGCGCUGAAGCUCAACGAGGCGUACGACACGCUCAUGGACGACACGCGCCGCGCGUCGUACGAGAAGGAGUGGCGCGACGCGGCCGUGGCGGGGUACGUGGGGUUCACGGGGCAGCCGCGCAGCGCGUGGGCGGCGCCGGAGGGGCAGCAGCAGGCGAUCUUCGUCGACGAGGCGGCUUGCAUCGGCUGCCGCGAGUGCGUGUUCGCCGCCAGUCGCACGUUCCACUUCGACGCCGAGGCGGCCGUGACGCGCGUGCACACGCAGUGGGGCGACGCGCUGCCCGCCGUCCAAUCAGCCAUCGACAGCUGCCCCGUCAGCUGCAUCCACACGGUGACACGUGGCGACCUGCCCAUCCUCGAGUUCCUUGUGCAGCCGCGGGAGAGGGAGAGCAAGGGCAUCUUUGGGGGCGGCUGGGAGCCCGGGCACCCCAUCAAUAUUUUCACUGCUGCCCGCGAGUUCAAGCGCAAGCUAGAGAGCCAGCGGGAGGGGGCGGAACGCAGGCGGGCAGCCACGUCGGCAGCAGAGCAGGAGACGCCAGCUCAGCGUGCCGCCCGUCAGGAGGCGGACGCGAGGAUGAACGGGUUGGGCGGCGGGUUUUGGCAGAAGUGGGCGCAGGCAUGGGGGGCGUGGGGGGAACCAGGGGGGGAGGCAGGCGCGGAUGGGGGGGAGGGGAGUUCUCAGUGGGCCAGGGCGAAUACAGCUAGCAGCACGGCUGGCAGCAGUGAGGGUAGCCGUGAAGGUGGGAGGCAGGCAGGUGGGGGGAGGGGGGAGGAAGGAGGAAAGGGAGGAGGUGGUGGAGGGGGGAAGGGAGGAGGAAAGGAAGGGAAGAAGGGGGGGUGGUUCCCGUGGCAUGCAAUGCUGGGCACGGCGGCAUCGUCGGAGAUUCUCAGACAGCCGGCCGGGGAGGGCGUCAAGGAGGAGCUCAUAGCAUUCAUCCAGCAGUGGGCCACGCUCUGGUCUUUUUCCUCCGAGCUGCCCCUUCCUCUGCCCGUCCGUGUGGACAACCAAUCGGACGGCACCGAGCUGACGCUUAUCACCAUGCGCGGCGAUCUCCUCACGUCCGUCGGAUCGUUUGUCAUCACUGUGGAGCCGUUGGAUGCUGAUGCUCGUGGUGGAACUACUAGUGAUGGUGGUGAUAGUGGUGAUGGUGGGGAGAAUGGGGAGUGGGUGGUGGUGGUGAGGAGAAAGGGGGCCAUAGACAACAAAGCUUUGCCAGGAGAGGGGACUAUAGUGAAGGCACUGAGAGGAGCAUUGGCAAGGCAUGAUAGCAUGAAGGGAUACGAGGCGUAUCAUCUCCCUAGGAGCAGCAAGCCCAUGAAGUAG
Closterium sp. NIES-65 is the source of this 1839-nucleotide messenger RNA. The record is from the annotation of a GenBank genome assembly. NCBI's taxonomy places the organism in Eukaryota, Viridiplantae, Streptophyta, Zygnematophyceae, Desmidiales, Closteriaceae.